Molecule: messenger RNA, 3129 nt
Organism: Vicia faba (fava bean)
Lineage: Eukaryota; Viridiplantae; Streptophyta; Magnoliopsida; Fabales; Fabaceae
Source: the annotation of a GenBank genome assembly
AUGUCAAUGACGCCAGAUCAGUCUAAGAAAGUUGGAUUAGGGAUGAUGGCAGCAUCUCCAACUCCAUUUCUGACACCGAGACCUGAGCGACGACGACCGGAUUCGAAAGGCUCUGAUCGGAGCUCUCACCGUCAGGAUAAGGAUAGAGAAACUAAUGUGCAAGUUUUGCUUCGAUGCAGGCCAUUAAGUGAUGAAGAACAAAAGAGUAAUGUUCCUAAAGUUGUGUCAUGUAAUGAAAACAAAAGGGAAGUGAUUGUAAUGCAGAAUAUAGCUAACAAGCAGGUAGAUCGAGUUUUCAAUUUCGACAAGGUUUUUGGACCUAAAGCACAACAGAGGUCGAUAUACGACCAAGCCAUUUCCCCAAUUGUCAACGAAGUUCUUGAUGGUUUCAACUGCACCGUCUUUGCUUAUGGACAGACUGGUACGGGUAAAACUUAUACAAUGGAGGGCGGGAUGAGAAAUAAGGGUGGUGAUUUAACCGCUGAGGCUGGUGUUAUUCCGAGGGCAGUUCGUCAAAUUUUUGAUAUUUUGGAAGCACAGAAUGCUGACUACAGCAUGAAAGUCACAUUCCUUGAGCUUUAUAAUGAAGAAAUAACUGAUCUAUUGUCCCCAGAAGACAAUUCUCCUAGGCCUAUAGAAGAAAGAAUCAAGAAACCUGUAGCCCUUAUGGAAGAUGGAAAAGGUUGCGUGAUGUUAAGAGGCCUUGAAGAAGAGUCAGUAUAUAGUGUGAAUGAAAUUUAUACUCUGUUGGAGCGAGGAGCAUCAAAGAGGCGCACUGCAGAGACAUUGCUUAACAAGAGAAGCAGCCGUUCUCAUUCAGUGUUCACCAUUACUGUCUAUGUGAAAGAAACUGUGAUUGGAGACGAGGAGUUGAUUAAGUGUGGCAAGCUUAAUCUUGUUGAUUUGGCUGGAUCAGAAAAUAUAUUGCGUUCUGGAGCACGUGAGGGCCGUGCUAGAGAAGCAGGGGAGAUAAACAAGAGCUUACUCACCCUUGGGCGUGUGAUAAAUGCCCUUGUAGAACAUUCUGCCCAUGUGCCUUACAGAGACAGUAAGCUUACAAGGAUUUUGCGAGACUCCUUAGGAGGGAAAACUAAAACGUGCAUAAUUGCUACUAUUAGCCCAUCUGCUUAUUGCUUGGAAGAAACACUAAGUACCCUAGAUUAUGCUAGUAGAGCAAAAAGCAUAAAGAAUAAGCCCGAGGCAAACCAAAAAGUUUCAAAGGCUGUUUUGUUGAAGGACUUGUACAUUGAGAUUGAGAGAAUGAAAGAAGAUGUUCGAGCAGCAAGGGAAAAGAAUGGUGUAUAUAUUUCCCAUGAAAGAUUUGCCAUGGAAGAAGCUGAAAAGAAGGAAAGGAAUGAGAAGAUAGAGCAAUUAGAGAAUGACCUCAACCUUAGUCAGAAACAAGUGGACAAAUUCCGGGAGCUCUAUUUGACAGAGCAGGAACAGAAACUGGAUUUAGAAAACCAGCUUAAGGAUUGCAAGGUGAAUUUGGAAAAAACUAGCAACGACUUGCAUGAUCUUCAAGAGAAUUACAAGCUAGUUGUUUCAAAGUUGAAGGAGAAAGAGUGCACCAUUUCCAAGCUACUGAAAUCAGAAAACUCCUUGAUUGAGCGUGCAAAGGAAAUGUCUACAGAUCUUCAAAAUGCAUUAGAUGAUAUUAAUUUACUGUCCUCAACGUUGGAUCACAAAGAAAGAAUGGAGGCAGAAAACCAAAAAAUAAUCUUGAAUUUCUCAUCCCUCUUAAAUGGGAGCUUAAAAGAUUUGCAUGCGACCAUUAUAGGAUCUGUUUCUCAACAACAGAAACAACUUAAAUGCAUGGAAGAUCACGUUUCCUCUCAUCUUGCCAGUAAAAGUGAUGCUGCACAAGCCCUGGAAUCAAGGAUCAAGAAUAUGACAGAAAUUUAUACUUCAGGAGUAGGAACCCUGAAGGAGCUAGCAAAUACAUUGCAUACAAAGGCUUCUUCUGAUAUGGAACAGAUUCAAAAUAAAGUUUCAUCACAGACAUUGGCUGUUGAGAAUUUUCUUGCCACCGCGGUUCUUGAAGCUAAUGAUGUGAUCGAUAACAUCCAUGAUUCUCUUGAUGAACAAAAACAGCUAGUAGCAUUCUCCGUUAAACAACAAGAGGAGGGAUUACAACAAAGUACAAUUCUGGCGCACACAGUUUCAGAGGCAACAGUAAAAUUCUUCAAUGACAUUAAUAUGCACUCUUCAAGAGUAAUGAAAAUUGUUGAAGAAACUCAAAAUGAGAGGUCCCACCAAUUGACUAAUUUUGAGAUGAAGUUCAGGGAAGAGGCUGCGAGAGAUGAGGAAGAGGCCUUAGAGAAAAUUUCAGCAAUUUUGUCAAACUUGACAUCUAAGAGAACUGUUAUGGUCUCAGAGGCGUCAAGAAAUAUGCAGGAUGCAAAUGUGCAACAGUCUAAGAGAUUGCAGUUAGAGAUGUUGAACAUGCAGCAAGUUUCUAAAGAUGCUACCAAGGAAGUUAAUGAAUACGUAGAGAACGCAAAUAGCCAAUUUGUGAAACAAAUAAUAUCAGUAAACAACUUUCAAGCUACAAUGGAGGAUUGUCUCCGGGAUUGUUCAAAUACAGUGAACUGUUCCAGGAAGCAGUGGGAAAGUGCUCACUUGUCCUUCAACAAUUUUCACAAGAAUAAUCUUGCAGAGAUAGAAUCUACAGUGAAGAAAAACAUCUCGACAAACCAUGCUCUGGAUCAAAAUUUUGUGGCUGCAUCAUUAUCUAUGGAUUCAGAUUAUGGUGCAGGAACGCGUAACCUUCUGGAAAAUGUGAAUGGUGCACUGAUGCUGGACCAUGAGAAUAAGAAGGAAAUUGAUUCUAUGACUGCUCAGUGGUUGAAACAGCUUAAUUCAUUACAAGAUAGGCAUGGUGGAAAUAUAUCAGAUAUCCAUAGCCAAGCUGAAAAAUCCCUUGUUAAAGAUUACCUGGUUGACAAGCAUGCAAGUUCAACAUCUCACAAAAGAAUUGUGUCAGUCCCUAGCCUUGAAUCCAUUGAGGAGAUGAGGACACAAAUAAGUGAAGACAGUUCGACAGAUAACCGAUUAAAAUGGGCCCAUUUCGAUAGCAAAAUUCCGCAUCCAGCUGAAAAUCGAACUCCUUUUGCAGAGGUGAAUUGA